CUCACUCUCAUGAAGCAUCAUUAACGUUCAAAAAUAACAAGAACAAUGUGUCCACUUGAUUUUGUUUUCUGGAUAAUUUAUAGUGCAGAUUUCAUUUCUGCUGAGUCCAGCCUGAAGCCCUCCCAUCUGGUCACCGCACAAGUAGGUGGCUCUGCACUUCUGCAGUGUUCUGUAUUCCUGUCUCCUCCAAGUGAGGGGUUUUGGCUGAAGCAAUUGCAUGGAAAAGCCCCCCAGUACAUACUUAAGGCUCCUCCCAAUUCAGAGAGGGCUACGUUUUAUAAUGACUUUAAAGAUGGCCGCUAUCUAAUAGAGAAGACCAGAGAUGUCUUUAACCUGGAAAUUAAACGUCUCAAACCGAUGGACAUGGGCACAUAUUACUGUGGAAAAAUCCGACAUAAUAACAUCGAGUUUGGUCAAGGAAUUGAACUGUGUGUUAAUGGUAGUAUAUCGAAGGAGUCUCUACCGAUUUUUAAAGUUACAGAAGAAGAGCACAUAGUCACCCUGAGCUGCAUCAUAAACCAGGACAUUUAUGGAGAAGAGUUCAGAGUACUUUGGUUUCAUGAAUCAUUAGGGGAGUCAUCGCAAAAAAUCACAACCAUCUCUGGAAAUGGGACCAUGAAACGUGACUGUGGAUCUACAGAAUGCAUUGUCAAAAGCAGCCUCAACUACUUGGCUGCAGGAAAGUAUUACUGUGGCGUAGUAAUGUGUGGAAGAGUUUUUAUCAGCAAUGAAACUAACUGGAAUUUCACAGCAGGCAAUGACUUUUCUUCUGGGUUUGAUCCAAUUGUGCUUACUUUGGCCUUGAGUAACUUAGCCCUGCUCAUUCUGCUUCUUGUUUUUGCGUUUAAGUCGAUAAGAGGAUGCCAUCGAUAUGCAGGCAAUGCUGAUGAAACAAUUUCUGGAGGAAACCAGCACCACUCAAAUGUCAAAGCAGAUCAACCUGAGGUCCCUGAAAUAAACUAUGCCUCUUUGAGCCUCAGUCCAAGGAAUGGAAAACCGAAACCAAACAAAGGAGACACAACCUACGCAACUAUUAGGUAUCAGCAAUGCCAAUGACGCCUUUGCUGAGUUUGGACAAACACAGCACAAAUGCAGAAUAUUAAGUGACUCUGGGGAGUUUAAAUCAACUUACAGUACAGUUGCUGUUGCAUUGUGGAACUUUUAUAAUUAUUGUCUUUUUUAUCUAUGUGUGUGUAAGUAUAUGAACAAAAUAUGAAUUUGCCUAUAUUGAAUUCUGUGCAUUAAAAUCUCUCUGUAUUUUAAUUGUUAAAAAUGACUUAAAAUAUUUGUAUCUGUAAUAUAAACCCAUCCAUAUUAUGUAAAAAAGAACAAAAUGUCCUGCACAGACUCAGACUGGGUCAAAGUGUUGUGCAUGAGGCAGCAUUACUAAACAAUACUUACUUCAUGGAAG
This is a messenger RNA of Polypterus senegalus (gray bichir), 1411 nucleotides long. RefSeq names its product immunoglobulin kappa light chain-like. The record is from RefSeq and is a predicted model, not a curated record. The coding region runs from base 46 to 1056 and encodes 336 amino acids. NCBI's taxonomy places the organism in Eukaryota, Metazoa, Chordata, Cladistia, Polypteriformes, Polypteridae. Gene Ontology annotation, biological process: response to bacterium. The transcript has 6 exons.